CGCCGCCGGCGACGGCGAUGCCAUGGCUCGAUCGAUCGCCCGGCUGUUCUGGUUUGGAUCCGAUCUGACAAUUGAGCCGUCGAUCUGCGGGUUCCGUUGGAACCGACUUAAGAAUCGUAAAUAGGCAGGCAUCGAGAUGGCAUCCGAUGAUCUGAUCUGGGCGUCGAAGAUGGCAUCGGGAGGAGACCGGCUGAGCGCUCUCCCCGACGAUGCGCUCGUGCGCGUCCUCUCCCACCUCGUGACCGACGAGGCCGUGCGCACCAGCGCGCUCUCCAGCCGGUGGCGCUACGUCCACGAGGGCGUCCCCGCCGUCGACCUCGUCGACACCAAGACAGGCGGGCGGGGCGACCUCAAGGUCUGCUUCGACCACCAGGUGGCGUGCGCGAUCCUCGGCAAGGGGGUGGAGACGCCGAUCCGCGUCCUCCACGUUCCGUACGACCUGCUCGACCAGUGGAUCGCCACCGCCGUCGCCUCCGGCGUCGAGGACCUCGACAUCGAUCUCAGGUACGAUGAGGCCGCCCUGGACCCGCUCUGCCCGUUCCGCGGAUCACCGGACCGAGACGAUUCCUUGAUGUACACCGUGACGCCGCGCCAAACCUUCCGCUGCCGCACGCUCCGCCGCCUGCGCCUGUCGUGCUGGGCGCUCGACCUGCCGGGCAGCGUGGACAUGGUCUCGCUGGAGACGCUCCACCUCGACAGGGUCACGGCCCGGGAUGGGCUGCUGCAGCUGCUGCUCUCGAGCUGCCCGCGCCUCGCCGACCUGACGCUGGAGGAGUGCCCGAGUGUCAAGGAGAUCGCGGUGACCAGCCCGUGGCUGCGUAGCUUCGCCAUGAUCUGCUGCCACAAUGCCACCGCCGUCGAGCUGCGCACCACCUAUCUCCGGUCGCUGCACUACAAAGGCAGCCUUCCUCCUCGCGAGUCGUCGUUCAUCGUCGUCGCAAACUACCUGGCCGUCGCGGCGGUGAGGAUUGAAAUCUGCCAUGGCCACUGCGGCGAAGAAUCACCGGAAGUUGCUCCGGUCAUGGCCCUCAUCGGCCGGUGCGAAAAGCUGGCGCGUCUUGACCUCUGCCUGCGCCUUUCAGUGGCCUACUACAGCAGCGUGCUCUCAUGCGUCCUGCUUGAGCUGCGCCACCUCAGGCAGCUGACCCUCGAGGGCUGCCUGGUCACCGACGAUGCGGCCCCGUCGGUCGCCGCCUUGCUUCGCAACACCGAGGACCUGGAAGUGUUGUCGCUGCUACCUCGGGGUCCAGAGCCUCCAAAGGAAGGGACUCCCUCGCAUGACGAAUCAAAUGCUAAGCCACAGCAGACAGGACGGCGGCGGCGGCGGCGGCAUCGUCGUCAACUGCGUGUCAGACUCCAGAGGGCUGCUUGGUCACCGAUGAGGGCCUGGAAGUAUUGUCGCUUUUACCUCGGGUCCAGUCGGAGAAAGCGUCGACGGCGUCGUCGUCAAUUAUAGGCGUUAGUCUAGUGGCCCAAUGCCUGAGAGAUUGUAAACUACCAAGGACUGCCACUUGAAAAGAUGCUUUGCAAGGUUUCUGCUUUCUAGGCUGCGGCGUUGGAGGUCUUGAAUUCAUAGCUGAUUCGUUGGAAUCCAAUCUGUGCGCAUGUUGAUGCUUAGUGGGAUGUUAGCCUCAUCUAUUUUUGAGCUUUUGUCUGAAUGAUAGCCAAAUCUUUUUCGAGGCCUUGUGCUAGGGUUUCUUAGAUUGCAUGUGUAGUGUUUGGUGGUAGACUUUGUUAGCCUUACAUUUGUUAGGGUUUUCUGAACUUUCUUUCUUUCAUGUUCCAAUCCGCCUCUGUUAUGUGGAGGAUAUUGAUUCAUGCACUUAUAGGUCCUAUACUGCAGUUUUUAGGAUUUGGAGUGCCUUUUUAGUUAUAUAUUGUUGUUGCAUAUGUGUUUUAAGGGAUUUUUUAAUGAAAAGAUGAUUCCUUUUUUCUGUUUACAGUGUGUGUACAAUCAUUGAUAGUUAUAUGAAGUAGGGUAGGUUUUAGUUGAGCGUAUAAGGUUUGAUCUUUUUUAUCCCAAAUGCUUAUAUCUUUGUUUUUUUGUUUGAUUAGUUUAAGAAGUUGUUGAAUCCAAUUAUUUAUGAGCAUUCUUGUAAGUAGUGGUAGUAUGAUUUUAUUGUAUUUGUUCCUAAUCUGUCAAAAAAAUCAUUCUGUUUGUUGCACGAAUGGUCUGCCCUGUGUGUCGUUGCCCGGGUGCUCCGUGCGUG
Messenger RNA from Triticum aestivum (bread wheat), 2210 nucleotides. RefSeq names its product F-box/FBD/LRR-repeat protein At1g16930-like. The record is from RefSeq and is a predicted model, not a curated record. NCBI's taxonomy places the organism in Eukaryota, Viridiplantae, Streptophyta, Magnoliopsida, Poales, Poaceae. The transcript has a single exon. The coding region runs from base 137 to 1456 and encodes 439 amino acids. Gene Ontology annotation, molecular function: protein binding.